This is a messenger RNA of Kockovaella imperatae, 1415 nucleotides long. Its product is annotated as cytochrome P450. The transcript has a single exon. The record is from RefSeq and is a predicted model, not a curated record. Bases 41 to 1387 code for a protein of 448 amino acids. Gene Ontology annotation, molecular function: monooxygenase activity; iron ion binding; oxidoreductase activity, acting on paired donors, with incorporation or reduction of molecular oxygen. NCBI's taxonomy places the organism in Eukaryota, Fungi, Basidiomycota, Tremellomycetes, Tremellales, Cuniculitremaceae. Gene Ontology annotation, biological process: sterol metabolic process.
CGACUGCGACUGCGACUGCGACUGCGACUGCGACCACGCCAUGAGCUGGUUUCGUCGCGCUCCUCCAGAUCCAAAACUUCCACCUGGAGAUCUUGGUCGAUCCGUCGCUGGCAACACGUUUACAUUUCAUGACGAUGCUCAGUCGUUGAUCUUGGAUAAUAUCGAUCGAUUCCCAGGUUCACCAGUCUACAGGGCCAAAGUCAUCGGCAAGGAUGUAGCGUUGGUCACAGAUUAUCGUUUAGCGGAGAAAGUGAUGAGAACUCAUGAGCCUACAGACGAUGGACCUAGAUUCAGUCAACGAGCAGCGUACUCUGACCUCAUGGCUCCGUUCUUCAUCGAGCCAAACGUUCUGCUAGAGGAUCAGUGCGAAGAGACGGCUUAUGCCAACAGGGAUAUCUGGAAUCGACACGUUUCAACACUGCUGGACAGUCAAGAUUGGGAGCCGAUCAACGAGAGAAUCAAGCAAAUCAUAGUGACCUAUCGAGACAAAUGGCUACAGAUGGACGCUUUCGACGUCUAUGAAGAAUGCAAAGACAUGGCGCAUGAGCUUGUCCUGUAUCUAUUCCUUGGUAUCGACAAGGCAUCCGCCGAUUGGGACAGCGUUGUUGAAUUGAGCACCACCAGUCUCCGGGGCCAAUUCUCCAUGCCGGUCAAGGCAAACUUUGGCUCAAUGUUCAGAUCGAGCUAUUCAAGGGGUCUCCAAGCUCAGGAAGAGCUCAGAAUUGUUGCUGAAGACAAACUUCAAGCCGGGCAAUGCCCUUUCAUCCAAUCUAGGACUCCAUCAUUGUUGAAUUCGGCCAUCACUCACACAGCCAUGUUCGCCUCGUCACUCGUCAUCAAAGCUGUGGCGUCUUAUUUGACGUUUUCCCUCAUCCAACUCUCGCGGACGGAAACGAGGCAAGCCGAUCUCGACAAAGUGUUGAGAGAGACUGAGCGCCUAUGCCCACCCGUUAUUGGCGCUCUUCGAAGGGUCAUGGAUCAUCCCUGGGUCCUCACUGGAGAUAAAGAAUACGAGAUUCCAAUUGGUUGGGAGGCUUGGGUCUACUUUCCACUCGCCAACAGGGAUGCCAAGGUCUACGGGGAAGAUGCUUGGGAGUUCAAGCCGGGUAGAUGGACCGACUCAACACCACCUUCGUUGACAUUUGGAUACGGCGAGAAAUCAUGUUUGGGCAUGGGCAUGGUAAGACGGAUCGCGAAGAGUGUGCUGGCUGUUCUGCUCGGCGACGAUGACCGGAAUCACGGCGAGUUGGAGCUAAUAAGUACGCUUGAUCCCAGCUUGAAGGACUUCUUGGGAUGGGAGAGGCAUGUCGGCGGGUGGCAGGGGAUCAAACAGCUUCCUGUGCAGAAGCCGAGGGAUAAGGUAUCAAUGAGAUACAGGCGACAAUGAUCACGUAUGCAUGUCAGACAUCUUGGGA